Odontomachus brunneus is the source of this 1729-nucleotide messenger RNA. It is a transcript of the gene Nmdmc, whose product is annotated as bifunctional methylenetetrahydrofolate dehydrogenase/cyclohydrolase, mitochondrial. The record is from RefSeq and is a predicted model, not a curated record. Gene Ontology annotation, molecular function: methylenetetrahydrofolate dehydrogenase (NAD+) activity; methylenetetrahydrofolate dehydrogenase (NADP+) activity; methenyltetrahydrofolate cyclohydrolase activity. Gene Ontology annotation, cellular component: mitochondrion. Gene Ontology annotation, biological process: tetrahydrofolate interconversion. NCBI's taxonomy places the organism in Eukaryota, Metazoa, Arthropoda, Insecta, Hymenoptera, Formicidae. The coding region runs from base 473 to 1501 and encodes 342 amino acids. The transcript is spliced from 4 exons.
AGAAAUGUGCUUGACAUCUGUACGUCACGAGCAGUUUUGACGUACUCGUGUAACGUGUGUCUGUUUUUUACGAAGAAUUUAUAGUUCCUUAUCCGGAGCCCGAGAAACGGCUGCUUAUUUUUCUACGUGAUUUCCUGUGCAAGAAAAAAGCGAAACUGGUCGGACAAGUGCUCCGGUCACUUGCCUUUCACUCGUGGUGAUCUGGUUCUAGGGGGGGUUAUCGAUCUCGCAAUACCGUCGGCUAUAUAUCGGACCCCCUGCUGACCCUAUCGUUUUCGCGACAAUUCUGUUUAUACGACAUACAUAUCAUCGCGAGACGACGUAAAUAGUAGAAAUUGCACAAGCUUCCUACAGUCGGAAUUGCUUACUCGUGCCUCUCGUAUCUCUCGCGCGACCGCGGUAUGCAGUAGCACGUGCUUCCGAACACAGUGAGUGGAAUCCUUCGUAGUAACAGCAACAAUAGUAGCGAAUCAUGUUCUCCUGGAGAAGCUUCCUUGUCGCCGUGACACAGCAACCGCAAGGAUUUGUGAGAAAACUGCAUCUGUCAAGAUGCAGGCAAGUAGCGAAGAUAAUAGAUGGGCAGAAAAUAGCAGAAGAGAUCCAGGAAGAAUUAAAGAUGGUCAUGGAUACUUAUAUAAAUGCUGGGAAGAAGAGACCAAAGCUGGUGGCAAUAUUAGUAGGGAACCAUCCAUCUAGCAAAGCUUAUGUCGAUAGAAAAAUGAAAGCAGCGAAGUUUAUAGGAAUUGAAAGUUAUACCGUUCACUUGGGAGAAAAUAUAACGCAAGGGGAUCUUUUGAAAGAGAUUGAUAGUCUUAAUAGGGAUACAACUGUUGAUGGGAUCCUGGUGCAGUUACCAUUACCAAAAGGCAUGAAUGACAAAGAAGUGUGUCAAGCGAUAAUUCCCAAGAAAGACGUGGACGGUUUUCACUUGGAAAAUAUUGGUAAUCUAACACUAGACAGCAGGAGUAUCGUGCCAGCCACUGCUUUGGCUGUAAGAGAAUUAGUGAUUAGGAGUAAAAUCGAGACUUUUGGAAAAAACGCUGUCGUGGUGGGUAGAUCGAAACACGUCGGGCUGCCUAUCGCGCUGUUACUUCAUUCGGACAGCAAAGGUGAGACGGGCGCGCUAGACAUGACUACGACUAUCUGCCACCGUCACACCCCCCACACUGAACUGGAAAAGUUCACAAAACUAGCGGAUUUAGUGGUAGUGGCGGCCGGGGUUCCCGGUCUAAUCACUAAAGAAAUGAUAAAACCCGGUGCUUGUGUAAUCGAUGUUGGUAUCACUAGGAUGAAAACGGCAGACGGCAAGUAUCGGCUGGUAGGAGAUGUAGAUUAUGACAGUGUGAAAGAGGUCGCUGGGCACAUCACGCCAGUCCCCGGCGGCGUAGGUCCCAUGACGGUAGCGAUGUUAAUGAGAAAUACAGUGGCUGCUGCCAUGGGAAACCAAGAGGACCAAACCAAACAGUCCGUCCACUUGGAAAGCAGCAAAGCGUUUAUAUAGCAUUGAGAGGCAUGCGUGUUAUGUAAUUUAUUCUAUAGCAAAUUUUUCUAUUCGAUUAAUAUCUUUUUUUCCCGUAUCACGUGUAAGUAGCACGCGAAGUAUUAUUCUCGCGGAAAGAAGAAAUCACUUAAAAUCGUUAUUUCCUAAUUUAUGCUCGACUUUAACUUUGUUAAAUCUGUAAGAAUUUGUUUCAAUAAAACUUCGGUCUUAUGUAUAUUAAUGUAAAAA